Molecule: messenger RNA, 1127 nt
Organism: Hippocampus zosterae (dwarf seahorse)
Lineage: Eukaryota; Metazoa; Chordata; Actinopteri; Syngnathiformes; Syngnathidae
Gene: six3a
Product: SIX homeobox 3a
Exons: 2
Coding region: 243-1127 (294 amino acids)
Biological process (GO): brain development; eye development; regulation of transcription by RNA polymerase II
Cellular component (GO): transcription regulator complex; nucleus
Molecular function (GO): RNA polymerase II cis-regulatory region sequence-specific DNA binding; DNA-binding transcription factor activity, RNA polymerase II-specific
Source: RefSeq, a predicted model, not a curated record
GAUUUAGGGGGGAGAUAUUAUGCGGCCGGUGUCAUUAGGCGAUAGCCAUUGAAUCAUUCGAUCUGCUUUUUUUUUUUUUCCCUUCUUCCUCUCCCCCUUUUCCCCCUUCCUUCUUCUGGGGGGUCAGACGCGCAACUCGGCCGCGCUGGCUGCUGGCGUCGGGCUGGUCGGCCCCCGUAUUUCUUUUUUUUUCUUCUCUUCCUUCUUCUCCGUAGUCGGGCUGCGUCUCUCCGGCGAUUUCCAUGGUUUUCCGAUCGCCUUUAGAGCUUUAUCCCUCCCACUUCUUCCUGCCCAACUUCGCCGAUCGCCCGCUGCUCCUGGCGAACGGCGCGCCGGCCGCCCGCUCCCCGGAAGACUUGUCCAUGUUCCAGCUACCCACGCUCAACUUCUCCCCGGAGCAGGUGGCGAGCGUCUGCGAGACGCUGGAGGAGACGGGCGACAUCGAGCGGCUGGGCCGCUUCCUGUGGUCGCUGCCCGUGGCGCCGGGCGCCUGCGAGGCCAUCAACAAGCACGAGUCCAUCCUGCGCGCCCGCGCCGUGGUGGCCUUCCACACGGGCAACUUCCGCGACCUCUACCACAUCCUGGAGAACCACAAGUUCACCAAGGACUCGCACGGCAAGCUGCAGGCCAUGUGGCUGGAGGCGCACUACCAGGAGGCCGAGAAGCUGCGCGGGCGCCCGCUGGGUCCCGUGGACAAGUACCGCGUGCGCAAGAAGUUCCCGCUGCCUCGGACCAUCUGGGACGGCGAGCAGAAGACGCACUGUUUCAAGGAGCGGACGCGGAGCCUGCUGCGGGAGUGGUACCUGCAGGACCCCUACCCCAACCCCAGCAAGAAAAGGGAACUGGCGCAAGCCACCGGACUCACCCCCACACAGGUCGGCAACUGGUUCAAGAACCGGAGGCAACGAGACAGAGCCGCGGCGGCCAAAAACAGGCUGCAGCACCAAGCCAUGGGAGCGGGCGCCAUGAGGUCGCUGUCCGAGGCCGGCCUGACCCCUCACAGCUCGGCCGAGUCGCCGUCGACGGCGGCCAGUCCCACCACCAGCGUGUCGAGCGCCACGGAGCGCGCCGACGCCGGCACGUCCAUCCUCUCCGUCACCUCCAGCGACUCCGAGUGCGACGUAUGA